ACUCACCGUGUCGGAAGCCGAGCAGGGAGCGACGAGAGUGCAGGGAAGUAGGGGAGAGGGGGUGGCCGCCAGGCUCCUCCGCUUCCCUUGGUCCACAGUGGAUCCCUCCCGCCUGUCAGGAGACGUCCAGCGGCACAAGGACUAUGCUGAAAGGAAUAACAAGGCUUAUCUCCAGGGUCCAUAAGCUGGAUCCUGGACGGUUUUUGUACACGGAGACCCAGGCACCCCAAAGCAUUGCUGCUUUCCUAGAUAAUCAGGUUCCAGUUGAGAGUCUCAGAGCUAUUUCUCGCACCAGUGAGAGUGACCCGGCCAAGCAUGGGGAACAGCACGAAGGUCAGCACUACAACAUCCCCCUCCAGGAUCUGAAAACUGUAUUUCCCCAUGGCCUGCCUCCUCGCUUUACAAUGCAGGUGAAGACAUUUGGGGAAGCAUGCCUGAUGGUGAGGAAGCCAGCCCUCGAGCUUCUGCAUUGCCUAAAAAAUACCAAUCUUGCUUAUCCAGCUGUCCGAUAUCUCCUCUGUGCUUUAGAUGGAGAGAAGGGGACAGGAAAAACCCUUAGUCUUUGCCAUGUUAUUCAUUUCUGUGCAAAACAGGAUUGGCUGAUUCUGCAUAUUCCCGAUGCUCAUCUCUGGGUGAAAAAUUGCCAGGAUCUUCUGCAGUCCACCUACAACAAAGAGCGUUUUGAUCAACCUUUAGAGGCUUCCACCUGGCUUAAGAAUUUCAAAACUGCAAAUGAACACUUCCUGGGCCAGAUAAAAGUUCAAGAGAAGUAUGUCUGGAAUAAGAGAGACAGCACUGAGAAAGGCAGUCCUCUGGGAGAAGUAGUUGAACAGGGCAUAACACGGGUGAGAAAUGCCACAGAUGCAGUUGGGAUUGUGCUGAAAGAGCUAAAGAGGCAGAGUUCAUUGGGUAUUUUUCGCCUCCUGGUAGCUGUGGAUGGAAUCAAUGCUCUGUGGGGUAGGACCACUCUGAAAAGGGAAGAUAAAAGCCUGAUUGCCCCAGAGGAGCUGGCACUUAUUCACAACCUGAGGAAAAUGGUGAAAAAUGACUGGCAUGGAGGCGCCAUUGUGUUGACUUUGAGCCAAACUGGAUCUCUCUUUAAGACCAGGAGGGCCUAUCUGCCCCAAGAAUUACUGGGAAAGGAAGGUUUUGAUGCCCUGGAUCCCUUUAUUCCCAUCCUGGUUUCUAACUAUAACCCAAAGGAAUUUGAAAGUUGUAUUCAGUAUUACUUGGAGAACAAGUGGCUUCAACAUGAAAAAGCUCAUACAGAAGAAGGGAAGAAGGAGCUGCUAUUCCUAAGUAAUGCAAACCCCUGGCAACUGGAGCAGCUGUGUGCAUAUCUCUAAGCCACAUUUGCAAUGUACAGGGAAGAAUUGGACAUUUUCUUUAAGCUGGACUCAAUCACAUGGAACCACCACAAAGGAAGAGCAACCAGGCCUCUACUUAUCAGCCUGGACAAUACUACAGUUGUCCCUAGACCUUCACUGAAAUGAGUUCCUGGUGAAAUGACUGAGAACAUGUGGCAAUAAGAUGUCUUCUUGUUCCUGAAACACAUACUGGUUUACUGGAUGUGGUUUUCACAUUUAAGAUAUCAUGGAUCUUUUCCUUUAAAAAAACGUAUUUCUUAAAAUGUCUUGUUAGAUUUCUAUUAUGAAGAGUAUAAUAAAACCUUUGGCCUUCA
This is a messenger RNA of Nycticebus coucang (slow loris), 1681 nucleotides long. It is a transcript of the gene DAP3, whose product is annotated as death associated protein 3. The coding region runs from base 144 to 1346 and encodes 400 amino acids. The record is from RefSeq and is a predicted model, not a curated record. Gene Ontology annotation, biological process: apoptotic process. Gene Ontology annotation, cellular component: mitochondrial small ribosomal subunit; mitochondrial ribosome. NCBI's taxonomy places the organism in Eukaryota, Metazoa, Chordata, Mammalia, Primates, Lorisidae. Gene Ontology annotation, molecular function: structural constituent of ribosome. The transcript has 13 exons.